This is a messenger RNA of Pleurotus ostreatus (oyster mushroom), 603 nucleotides long. RefSeq lists its product as uncharacterized. The record is from RefSeq and is a predicted model, not a curated record. The transcript is spliced from 7 exons. Bases 1 to 603 code for a protein of 200 amino acids. NCBI's taxonomy places the organism in Eukaryota, Fungi, Basidiomycota, Agaricomycetes, Agaricales, Pleurotaceae. Gene Ontology annotation, molecular function: histone H4 acetyltransferase activity; histone H2A acetyltransferase activity; protein N-terminal-serine acetyltransferase activity. Gene Ontology annotation, cellular component: nucleus.
AUGUCAGCAACGGGCUCGACUUUGGUAAAGGCAGCUAACAAAGCUACCGCGGAAGCUCUAUCAAAGCUCAUACCUUCAGAGAUCGACACCAAAGGAAACAAAUACACAUUAGAGGUAAAAUACGCAUCUGGCUUGCUCAAGGAUGAGAAAGAUACUUGCUGGGAAUUUUUCACUGCAAAUAUGCAAGCCCUGCAAGUAAAUUAUGAAGCAUCUCCUACCAUGGGUUGGCAUCCGGACAAGAAGAAAAAGGAGCUCUUUCAUCCUCUCUCUAGAUUUAUCUUGGCCUACAACAACGACUCGGCGCUCGUAGCCUACACGAUGUUUCGCUUCGAGUUUGAGGAAGAUGAAAAUUUAGCCUAUUGCUACGAACUGCAGGUUUCUCCAGACUUCAAGCGACAAGGCCUCGGUCGCGUACUAAUGGAACAAGUGAAAGCUAUAGGCGAGAAAUACGGCAUGGACAAAAUCACGCUUACAGUCUUCAAAGACAACUCUGAAGGUGUACAAUUUUACGAACGCAACGGAUUCGUGACCGACUCAUCAUGUCCUAGUCUUGAUGGUGGUGAUGAAUCUCUAGAAUAUCGUAUCCUCUCGCUCGAGCUGUAG